AUGUCUGCUAGUAAUACCUCUCCAGAUGCCGCUAUGGCAUUAACAAAACGAAAAAAGCGACAUAGAAAUAAAAAGAAGUCGUCGUCUGUAAAUCAUAAUAAUAAAACGACAAUCGUCUCCACUUCACCACUCCAGGAAGAAUCAACGAACAUUGAACCUGCACAACCCUUUUCAUCGAAAGAUUUAACUUCAGAUGUACCUCAACGAUUAGUGAACGAAGAAGAUAGAUCCAAUGUUAUUGAUACAAUAAAUGAAGCAAUGCCAAUAUCUAUUACAACGAACGAACACUUACCUCAAAUCUCAACUACUUCUGCUUGUAAUAUAGAAACGACGGACGCCAAUAUUACUAAUAUUAAUGAAUUCAAGGAGAUCGACAUUUUAACUGAAAAGACAAAUGCCAUUGAAAAUUCAGUUUUAUCGACCGAAAAUAUACCUUUAUCAUCAAUAAGUUCAAUAUUCUCAAAUAUUAAUCUUGAUUUAAUUUCUUUAAAUAAUACAUCAAACUCGUCAUUGAAACCAACAAUACCGUCCACAUCAUUAUCAUCAUCUGUUCAACAAGCAUCAAAAAAACAAAAUCAGGAACAACAACAGAAACUACAACGAGUAGUUGCUGUAAAAUCUGAAAGUCAGACUUCGGAAGCUGGCUCAUUGGAUGCCACAGAAUCAACUGAUCGUUUAGAAAGUGUUACUUUAGCACAACCAUCAAAAGCACAAGUACGCGCUGAACGGAGAGCGAUACAAGACGCACAACGAGCUGCAAAACAGUCUAAACAACCAGCUAAGCCAGAUCAACAAUCGUCAGUUGGAAAGAAAGUACCAUCCGAUUCAUCAAAUAACAUGAUGAAUCGAAAUGAAUCAGAUAAUUUGACUACGCCACCAGCGACCACAACAUCAAAUAAAGAUCAGUUAACGCCAGUUUUACCGGUAAUUAACACCCGAUCCGUAUCAGAAGCUGAUGAGGCAACAUUUGGUCAGAAUCAGGAACAACAACAGAAACUACAACGAGUAGUUGCUGUAAAAUCUGAAAGUCAGACUUCGGAAGCUGGCUCAUUGGAUGCCACAGAAUCAACUGAUCGUUUAGAAAGUGUUACUUUAGCACAACCAUCAAAAGCACAAGUACGCGCUGAACGGAGAGCGAUACAAGACGCACAACGAGCUGCAAAACAGUCUAAACAACCAGCUAAGCCAGAUCAACAAUCGUCAGUUUUACCGGUAGUUAAGAACCGACCCGUAUCAGAAUCUGACGAGACAGCAUCUGGACGACCGAAGUAUAUAAGAACCGAUUCAAUCAAGCCUUCUCCCCAGCAACAUCCACAGCAAUUGCAACAUCAGCAGCAGCAACAGUCGCAACAAACAAAGUCAGUCAAUAUGGAAGAACGUAUUACUCUAUUUGAACAUCUGAAAAUAUUUGAAGGAAACGUCGAUUUAUUAACAUUGACACCUGAGUCAAGACGCAUUCAUCCUGCAAUAAUCAAAUUGGGUUUACAGUUCGCCACUGGGCAAAUAGCUGGCUCGAAUCUUCGUUGUGUAUCAUUUCUAGUGGCAUUACAACAGAUGUUAGAAGAUUACGAAGGACCUCCAAGUGGUGUACCCUGUCCACGCGAUUUAGAAGAAAGAUUGAAGACAUGUAUUAAAUUUCUGACUAAAUGCCGCCCAAACGCAGUUAGUAUGGGCAGUGCUAUCCGUUACAUAAAAGCUCAUAUAACAAAACUAGAUAGAAAUAUCUCUCAUCAAGAAGCAAAAGAAGUAUUAACUGAUGUCAUAAUUCGUUUUGUACGUGAAAAAAUAUAUUUAUCCGGUGAAGUUAUAGCACGUACAUAUGCCAUUACAAAAAUCGCUGAUAAAGAUGUUAUUCUUAUAUUUGGAUAUUCGUCCCUGAUAAUGAGGAUAUUAGAAGAAGCUGUGGAUAAAAAAAUUGACUUUCGUGUUAUUAUUGUUGAUGCUCGCCCUCAAGAACGUGGAUUAGAAUCAGCACGUCGUUUAUUAUCACUGAAUGUGAAAUGUACAUAUGUGUUAAUUAGUGCUGUACCAUUUAUUAUAUCUGAAGUCAGCAAAGUAUUGUUGGGUGCUCAUGGCCUGUUAGGAAAUGGGUAUGUAAUGAGCCAAGUGGGAACAGGACAAAUAUCAUUAAUAGCCAAAACUCAUAAUGUUCCUGUAUUAGUGUGUUGUGAAACAUAUAAAUUUUGCGAACGUGUACAAACAGAUAGUUUUGUUUAUAACGAAUUAGGUAAUCCACAUAAUUUAAUAAAACCACAUCCACAGUUGUGGGAUGCAGUACAGCGUUGUCCGAAUCUUGGCGUAUUGAAUAUGACCUAUGAUGUGACGCCACCAACAUUUAUUAGUGCAGUCAUUACUGAACUAGGUAUUUUACCAUGUACAUCUGUGGCUGUUAUUAUUAGAAUGCAAAAUAAAGAAUUAGACGAUUUGAGACAAGAACAAUUCGGAAUAACACAGUUCUUUAUGCCUCCACAAUUUAAUAUUGAUGAAUUUACACGGUUGAGUAAAGUUGGAGAAGGUGAGGAACAAAGAACAUACGGUAUUGUUUAUAAAGUCUGUCAUAUUCCCACAAAUCAGAUUUAUGCAUUGAAAAAAAUUCGGUUGGAAGGUGAAGAUGAUGGUGUGCCUGCAACAGCUAUACGUGAAAUAUCAAUAUUAAAAGAACUAAGACAUCAAAAUAUUGUACAACUACGCGAUGUUAUAUUAACCGAUGCACGUCUAUAUUUAAUAUUUGAAUAUUUAGCGAUGGAUUUGAAAAAAUAUAUGGACUGUCUGGGUACUGAAGAAAUGGAUCCUAAUUUAAUUAAAAUGAUCGAUGCAUUGUUGUUUUGUCAUUGUCGGCGUAUUAUUCAUCGAGAUUUGAAACCACAAAACCUUUUAGUUGACGGAAAAGGAAUUAUUAAAUUGGCUGAUUUUGGAUUAGCUCGUGCAUUCAGUGUUCCAUUAAGAAUCUAUACACAUGAAGUGGUCACGUUAUGGUAUCGUGCUCCUGAAGUUUUAUUAGGUGCUGCACGUUAUUCAUGUCCAGUUGAUGUUUGGUCAAUCGGUUGUAUCUUUGCUGAAAUGUAUACAAAACGUCCAUUAUUUCAUGGUGAUUCAGAAAUCGAUCAGUUAUUCCGAAUAUUCAGAACACUGGGUACGCCAUCGGAUGAAGUAUGGCCUGGUGUUGUUAGCUUACCCGAAUUUAAAAGUACGUUCCCACGAUGGAAGAAUAAUGAAUUAGUAACAUUAUUGAAAGAUCGUAUGAACACUGACGCCUUAGAUCUUUUAUUGAAAAUGUUAGUUUAUGAUCCUGUUCGACGCGUAUCAGCCAAACAAUCAUUGCAGCAUCCCUAUUUUACGCAUUUUGAUCCGAAAGUAUUAGCAUUACCUACGAUAGUUACAAUUCCAGUGGUUAAAGAUGAAUGA
Didymodactylos carnosus is the source of this 3405-nucleotide messenger RNA. NCBI's taxonomy places the organism in Eukaryota, Metazoa, Rotifera, Eurotatoria, Philodinida, Philodinidae. The record is from the annotation of a GenBank genome assembly.